GCGACUGGUGCCCCGGCUUGGUCUGGCACUCCCAUUCACCUGCUCCACCAUCCCGCCGCGGCCACGCCUGCCAUGUUCCGCACGCGCCCCCUGGUCGUCAGCACACCUCAUAGCGACUGGUUGUUCGGUUGUUCCGCCGUUCGGUCUAUUUGCAUAUUAGGGUUUAUAUAGAUUUAAGAUGGACAUUGUGCUGAUGCCACUUUUCUUUCUACUUAACAGGGAGAAAGAACAAGAAACACAAAAAGAGGAACGUUUGAUGGAAGAAAAGAAAAAGAAAAAGCAGGAAGAAAAGAAAAAGAAGGAAGGUGCUCAGAAAAAGGCUGCUGAUCAAAAAACCAAAGUGCCAGAACCUACCAAGACCUGUUCCAGCCAGCCCCAGCCUGCCGGUACCGGGACCAGUACUUCCACCAGCACUCUCUCCAGCAGCAGCAAUGGCAAGCGCGCACCUGCCGGCGGCCAGCAGCCAGCUGUGUCCCGCUACCUGCCUCGUGAGGUGCCGCCACGCUUCCGCCAGCAAGAACAGAAGCAGCUGCUGAAGAGAGGCCAGCCGUUGCCCACGGGGGCUCUGACCAGUGCGAGCCCAGCCCCGGGCGCUGGGCCUGCAGGGGUGAGCCCUCCGCCCCUCCCUGGAGCCGGAGCGCAGCAGCAGCAGCCCAGUAAGCUGCAGCCAGAUCUCAGUCACGGCGGAUUGGCAGAUCAUUAUGAAAGUUCCCACUGGGCACAGCAGCCCGCGUUCCGGAGCGAAGCCAGCUGCAGCUGGGAUAAAGUGAUCAUAGACAGGACCGAUCAGGAGGCGUGGCCCUCCAUCCCCGGGACGGAGCCGGAGGCGGCCUCAGCAUGCACUACGGACACUGACUACGCCCCCCACGGCGGCGCGGAGAACAGCAGCAUGGCGACAGGGAGCGCCCCAGGCGGCUUCCCCGGACACGCCAAGAAGACCAAUGGCAAUAGCAGCACCAACGGCGCCCUGGUCCACAGCCCUCCGAACCCCAGUGCCCUGGGCGCAGGGGGCGCCAACGGCAACAGCAGUGCGGCCAGAGUGUGGGGCGUCGCCGCGGGCUCCAGCUCCGGCCUCGCUCACUGCGCGCUGGGCACCGGGGAAGGGAAAAUGGACAGCAUGCUGGCCGAGGGCCGAAGUCAGAACUGCUGGGGCGCUUCCAGCCCCGGCGCGGGCAUGAACCUCAACCUGAACCCGAACGCCAACCCAGCCGCCUGGCCUGUGCUCGGACACGAGGCAGCAGUGGCCACAGGCACCCCUUCCAGUAUUUGCAGUCCAGUCAGUGCCAUCGGUCACAGUGUGGGCCACCAGAACGGGCACCCGCCGGGCACGCUGGGUGCGUGGGGGAGCUUGCUGCCGCCGGAGAGCACAGAGCCACCAGCGCCCGCUUCUCAGACGGCGUCUUUCAGCGCACAACCUCAGAACCUUAACCCUGACGGACCAAGCAACACUAGCGCCGCGAGCUCCUCGCCGAGCCCCGCCACUGCAGUGCAGACCAACGGGCUGCCCAACUGGGGCCUGGCCGUCGGCAUGGGGGCCGUCAUCCCGCCCCACCUGCAAGGCCUUCCUGGUGCUAACGGGUCAUCAGUCUCUCCGGUCGGUGGGGGCGGUGAAGGAAUCGGCAGUUCUGUGUGGGGACUGUCCCCAGGCAACCCUGCCACAGGAAAUAGCAGUUCUGGGUUCAGCCAGGGGAAUGGAGACACUGUGAGCUCAGCACUAAGUGCUAAACAAAACGGAUCCAGCAGUGCUGUGCAAAAGGAAGGGAAUGGGGGGACCGCCUGGGACUCGGGGCCUCCCGCUGGCCCCGGGAUCCUCGCCUGGGGGAGGGGCCGUGGCAAUAACGGCGUCGGGAGUGUCCAGGCGGGAGCGUGGGGCCACCCCAGCCGCGGCACCGCCAACGGUGUGAACGGGGAGUGGGGGAAGCCCCCAAACCAGCAUUCCAGUGGUGACGCCGGCGGGAAAGGACCCACAGGGUGGGGCAGCCCCGGCGUGGGCAGCCAGAACCCUGCCCUGCAGCCCGGCGGGGAGCACGUGAGCUCGUGGGCCAAGGCUGCCUCUUCGGGCGCCCCGGCGAGCGACGGCAGCAGCGAGGGCUCUGGCGGCCACAGUGAAGGAGGCGCCGGCAGGGAAGGGGCCGAAGGCCGGAGGCGAGACAAAGGGGUUCUAGACCAAGGGCACAUCCAGUUGCCAAGGAACGAUCUUGACCCGAGAGUCCUGUCGAAUACUGGCUGGGGACAGACUCCUGUGAAGCAAAACACUGCCUGGGAAUUCGAAGAGUCCCCGCGGUCUGAGCGGAAGAACGACAACGGGACAGAGGCCUGGGGCUGUGCGGCGCCUCAGCCUUCACACUCAGGGGGGAAGGACGAUGGGGCCAUCAUGAGCAGUACAAAUACCUCUUCAGUAUCGGGCUGGGUCAGCUCGCCGCCUGCUGCUGGGCCAGCAAACACAGGCUGGGGGGACGGCAGCGCCAGAGCGCCAAACGGCCCCGGGGUCUGGGGGGACUCCAUCGGCUCUGCUGCUGUUCCUAACGCUGCUGCCGCCAAGAGUGGCCACACGUGGAGUGGGACCGCGAGGCAGGAGGACAAGUCACCCACCUGGGGUGAGCCUCUGAAGCCCAAGUCUCAGAACUGGGGGGACGGACAAAAGCCCAAUCCAGCCUGGAGUGCAGGAGGGGGGGACUGGGCCGACCCCUCUUCCGUCCUCGGGCACCUGGGGGAUGGGAAGAAAACCGGCUCCGGGUGGGAUGCUGACGGCAGCCGGUCAGGGUCUGGCUGGAGUGAUGCUCCCCGGCCUGGGACCGGUGGCUGGGGCAACGGCACGAAUGCAAAGGCGAAUCCCGGGGCAAACUGGGGAGAGUCUUUGAAACCUGGCCCCCAGCAGAACUGGGCAAGCAAACCCCAGGACAGCAGCAUGAGUAACUGGGGAGGAGCCGCUUCCGUGAAACAGACAGGGACGGGGUGGAUCGGGGGGCCGGUCCCUGUCAGACAGAAGGACGGCGGCGAGGCCACGGGCUGGGAAGAACCUUCUCCACCGUCCAUUCGACGCAAAAUGGAAAUUGACGAUGGUACCUCAGCUUGGGGAGACCCGAGCAGCUACAACAACAAAGCUGUCAACAUGUGGGACCGAAACAACCCCGGCCUCCAGGGCAGCGCCACGGCCGCCAGCGCCGCCGCUGCCGGCAGCACCGGCGUGGGUGACCUGCCGGCGCCGCACCCCGCCGGCGCCCCGCUGACCCGAUCGCCGCUGCUGGGUCCAGUUUCCUCGGGCUGGGGAGAAAUGCCUAACAUUCACUCCAAGGCUGAGAACUCCUGGGGAGAGCCUGCCUCCCCGUCUACCCUGGUGGAUAACGGCACAGCAGCGUGGGGCAAGCCGCCCGGCAGCGGCAGCGGAUGGGGAGACCAGCCCCCCGAGCCAGCCGUGACCUUCGGGAGAGCCGGCGUGCCCGCCACCGCCCCAGCCCUGUGCAAACCAGCUUCAAAAUCUAUGCAAGAAGGCUGGGGCAGUGGUGGGGACGACGUGAGCCUCGGCCCCAGUCAGUGGGACGACGAAGAAGGGGGCAUGUGGAACAGUGCUGCCUCCCAGGAAAGCUCCUCCUCCUGCAGCUCCUGGGGGAACGCCCCCAAAAAAGGACUCCAAAAGGGCACGAAAACAUCCGGCAAGCAGGACGAGGCCUGGAUCCUGACCCGGCUCAUCAAGCAACUCACCGACAUGGGCUUCCCGAGAGAGCCAGCUGAAGAGGCCUUGAAGAGUAACAACAUGAACCUCGACCAGGCCAUGAGUGCUCUGCUGGAAAAGAAGGUGGACGUGGACAAGCGUGGACUGGGGGUGACCGACUACAAUGGGAUGGUCACCAAGCCCCUUGGCUGCCGCCCGCCGAUCUCCAAAGAGUCUUCCGUGGACCGCCCCGCCUUUCUUGACAAGGACGGCGGCCUCGUGGAAGAGCCCACGACUUCACCAUUUUUGCCUUCGCCAAGCCUGAAGCCCCCCCUUUCAAACAGUGCACUCCCCAAUCAGGCCCUGGGUGGGAUCGCCUCAGGGCUGGGCAUGCAAAACUUGAAUUCUUCUCGACAGAUACCGAGUGGCAAUCUGGGCGUGUUUGGCAGCAGCGGAGCAGCACAAGCCAGGACCCUGCAGCCGCCGCCGCCGCCCGGGCCGCCGCUGAACCCCUCCCAGCCCAGUCUCCGUGCGCAAGUGCCUCAGUUUCUAUCCCCUCAGGUUCAAGCACAGCUUUUGCAGUUUGCAGCAAAAAACAUUGGUCUCAACCCUGCACUAUUAACCUCGCCAAUUAACCCUCAGCAUAUGACGAUGUUGAACCAGCUCUAUCAGCUGCAGCUGGCGUACCAACGUUUACAAAUCCAGCAGCAGAUGCUACAGGCCCAGCGGAAUGUGUCCGGACCCAUGAGACAGCAGGAGCAGCAAGUCGCGCGUACAAUCACUAACCUGCAGCAGCAGAUCCAGCAGCAGCAGCGCCAGCUGGCCCAGGCCCUGCUCGUGAAGCCGCCGCCUCCCCCGCCGCACCUGUCUCUGCACCCCUCUGCAGGCAAAUCGGCCCUGGACAGCUUCCCCCCGCACCCCCAGGCCCCCGGCCUGCCCGACCUGCAGACCAAAGAGCAGCAGUCUUCGCCCAACACCUUUGCUCCUUACCCUCUCGCUGGACUGAACCCCAACAUGAAUGUCGGCAGCAUGGACAUGACGGGCGGUCUGGCGGUGAAGGACCCGUCUCAGUCCCAGUCGCGCCUCCCUCAGUGGACACACCCCAACCCGAUGGAUAACGUACCCGGUGCUGCUUCUCCUCUCGACCAGAACCCCGGCAAGCACGGUGCUAUCCCUGGAGGUCUGAGCAUUGGGCCUCCAGCUAAGUCCUCCAUGGACGACUCCUAUGGCCGGUACGAUUUAAUCCAGAACAGCGAGUCACCAGCCAGUCCUCCAGUAGCUGUCCCCCAUAGCUGGUCACGUGCCAAAUCCGACAGUGAUAAAAUCUCAAAUGGCUCCAGCAUCAACUGGCCCCCAGAAUUUCAUCCUGGAGUUCCGUGGAAAGGACUUCAGAACAUAGAUCCCGAGAAUGACCCUGACGUCACGCCUGGAAGUGUCCCCACUGGGCCGACCAUCAACACCACCAUACAGGACGUCAACCGCUACCUCCUCAAGAGCGGCGGUAAACUCUCCGACAUGAAAUCGACGUGGUCGUCCGGCCCCGCCUCCCACACGCAAGCCUCUCUGUCUCACGAGCUGUGGAAGGUGCCCAGGAACACGACUGCACCCACGAGGCCGCCCCCGGGGCUGACCACUCCCAAGCCUUCCUCCACCUGGGGAGCCAGCCCCCUCGGCUGGACCAGCUCUUACUCCUCGGGUUCUGCUUGGAGCACCGACACCUCAGGAAGGACCAGCAGCUGGCUCGUUCUCCGCAACCUCACGCCCCAGAUCGAUGGCUCCACCCUCCGGACGCUGUGCCUGCAGCACGGGCCGCUCAUCACAUUCCACCUGAACCUGACGCAAGGCAACGCCGUGGUCCGGUACAGCUCCAAGGAGGAAGCCGCCAAGGCCCAGAAGUCCCUGCACAUGUGCGUUCUGGGAAACACUACCAUCUUGGCCGAGUUUGCUGGCGAAGAAGAAGUGAACCGUUUCUUAGCGCAAGGCCAGGCGCUGCCGCCCACCUCCAGCUGGCAGUCCAGCAGCGGGACCAGCCAGGCGCGGCUCGGGGCCUCGGGCAGCGCCCACGGCCUGGUGCGCAGCGACGCCGGCCACUGGAACGCCCCGUGCCUGGCCAGCAAGGGGAGCAGUGACCUGCUGUGGGGCGGGGUUCCCCAGUACUCGAGCAGCCUGUGGGGCCCGCCCAGCAGCGACGACGGCAGGGUGAUCGGGAGCCCCACCCCGCUGAACACUCUGCUCCCCGGCGACCUCCUGAGUGGGGAGUCCAUCUAGGACCGAGAGGCCCGCGGGCACCAGGCAUCAGCACUAGGAAGAAAAGCUGGCCCUCUCCAGCCCGGCGGCGUGCGGGCCCACUGGCCCCGCAGCCCGCAGCCCUUCCACGUACCUCUGUCCGUACUGAAGACGAACCCUGCACAGCCCUUGCGAACUGUUCCCGAGACAGUGCGGGCUGCGCCAGUGUCACACGCUAAUGACAGGAUGUUCUCAUA
This is a messenger RNA of Eptesicus fuscus (big brown bat), 6135 nucleotides long. RefSeq names its product trinucleotide repeat containing adaptor 6C (gene TNRC6C). Gene Ontology annotation, molecular function: protein binding; RNA binding. Gene Ontology annotation, cellular component: P-body; nucleoplasm. The coding region runs from base 179 to 5920 and encodes 1913 amino acids. The transcript is spliced from 21 exons. Gene Ontology annotation, biological process: positive regulation of nuclear-transcribed mRNA poly(A) tail shortening; miRNA-mediated post-transcriptional gene silencing. NCBI's taxonomy places the organism in Eukaryota, Metazoa, Chordata, Mammalia, Chiroptera, Vespertilionidae. The record is from RefSeq and is a predicted model, not a curated record.